AUGGGUCACCCAAAGUACCCGCCGCAGCUAUCUCACGAUGAAGAGGCAUACCUGCUCUCGAACUUGAAAGACUGGUCGAUCGCCCAUGGCUUAGCGGUUCGUCCAGCUCCGUCUUUUGUGCAGCAAUCGCAGGACCCCUCUGGCGUACUUGCAGCGACAGCACCCGUCACUCUGUUCCCGAGUCUCUUCCCAAAGUCAUGUUUCGAGGAGGGAAUGGCCAUUCAAAAAGCCUACAAUGAGCUUUACUCGGCCAUCUCUCGGGAUGAGGAGUGGCUACGCGACAUCAUUGGAGAGCUCACUGAUGUUGACGACUUUGUCGCACGGCUAUGGAGAACACACCUGGAAGUGAAGAAAGAAGGCUAUGUUCAGGAUCUCUCUCUUGGUCUGUUCCGGUCGGAUUACAUGGUACACCAGGAACACGCGAAAGCGGGCUCAUCUCUUGGUUUGAAGCAAGUCGAGUUCAACACAAUCGCUUCAUCGUUUGGUGGAUUAUCAUCGAAGGUAUCGGCAAUGCACAACUAUCUUCUUGGGAUUGACGCUUACCCAAAAUCAAUGUCUUCGAUCCUCAAGAAAGAUUCUCUGCGUCAAAGCAAGUCCAUUACCUCGCUCGCCAAUGGUCUGGCUGUGGCACACAAGGCCUAUGGGGCAGGGCUCUCGAACCGGCCGCUGUGCCUUUUGUUUAUUGUACAAGAUCCGGAAAGAAACGUCUUUGAUCAGAGACACAUUGAGUAUGCAUUGCAAGAGAGCCAUGGAGUGCGCACCUUCCGCCUUCCGUUUGGAGAGACACUGUUGCAUACGCGGCUCGACUCGGAUCGUACGUUACUCUAUACGCCCCCAGGCUCGCCAUCGAUGACGUAUGAAGUAACGACGGUGUACUUUCGGGCGGGUUAUUCGCCAGACGACUAUACCAAGGAGGAGGAUUGGGCCGCACGGCUUCAUAUGGAGAAGAGCCGAGCGAUCAAAUGUCCCAGCAUUCUAACACAUCUUGCUGGAUGCAAAAAGGUACAACAAGUGCUAGCCACCCCACAGUCACCACAUCUCAAGCGCUUCUUACCUGAUGCCGAGGUCGCAUCCCGUCUGCUAGCCACUUUUGCGCCGAUAUAUCCACUGGACGAUAGUGAAGCUGGACAGCAAGCAAGGGAACUCGCCACCAACCCCGCUUCAGCUGCUCGCUAUGUUUUGAAGCCACAACGCGAGGGCGGGGGAAACAACGUCUAUCGAAAAUCGAUCCCGCCGUUCUUGGAAAAGCUCCCGACAACGCAUUGGCCAGCGUACAUUCUGAUGGAGAUGAUUGAGCCCCCUCCUCUGCAGAAUGCCAUUCUGCGUAAUGGAGAAAUUCAGAGCGGGGGCGUCAUCUGCGAGUUGGGUGUGUACGGAGUGUGUCUCUGGCGACACGGUAGCGGCGAGGAGAAGAAGGGGGAGAUUGUCGAGAGCUGGGAGGCGGGCUACCUGUUGCGCACCAAGGGCGAUCAAAGCGAAGAGGGCGGCGUGGCUGCUGGGUUUGGGGCAGUAGAUAGCUGUUGCUUGGUGGAUGGUUAA
This is a messenger RNA of Plenodomus lingam JN3, 1539 nucleotides long. RefSeq lists its product as uncharacterized. Gene Ontology annotation, biological process: glutathione biosynthetic process. The record is from RefSeq and is a predicted model, not a curated record. Gene Ontology annotation, molecular function: ATP binding; glutathione synthase activity; glutathione binding. Gene Ontology annotation, cellular component: cytosol. Lineage: Eukaryota; Fungi; Ascomycota; Dothideomycetes; Pleosporales; Leptosphaeriaceae.